CCUUCUUUAGUGAACCCUAUCCUCUUUGCUAUAAGCUUGACAUUUACUGCCAAUUUUUGAGAGAAAUUCCGACCUUCUUAUUUUUCUAUUUAUCUUUAUCACUCCCACUUGUUAUUUAUUUUUAUUUUUUAUAUUGUUGCCGAAAAAUACAUUUUUUAAUAUUUAUAAUUAGUUAUCAGAUCAAAUGACUAUAACAAUAGAUAAAGUUCGAAUUAUUUUGGUUGGCGACUCAGGAGUCGGCAAAACAUGUCUCACCCAUUUGAUUGCAAGCGGAGAAAGUCUCAGUAGACCGGGAUGGACUGUUGGCUGCAGCAUUGAAGUUAAACUUCACGAAUACAAAGAAGGAACACCACAACAGAAACCAUUUUUCAUAGAACUAUUUGAUGUUGGAGGUUCGCUUAAUCACAAAAACUCUCGGGGAGUGUUUUAUGCUUCCGCUGAUGGUAUUAUUUUGGUGCACGAUUUAACUAAUCGCAAAAGUCACAGCAAUUUGCGUGAAUGGUUGUUUGAAAUACUUAGUAAAGAAGGAAAGGACAUAUAUAAACCAGUAACAAGCACCGUUGCUCAACGCUCUGAUGAGCAGAAUAAUUUUGAUCCGGAAGAGUUUAUUGGGGCAGCUCAGAUGCCGGUUCUUGUCAUGGGCACAAAACUGGACUUAGUCGAUGAGAAGAGGCAACCAAAAACAGUCCAGAAAGCUGGCGGCAUAGCUGAACAAUGCGGUGCUGAAGAAAUUUGGCUGAACUGUGAUGAUCCAAGAAGUAUAGCAGCUGGUACGACAGAUGCGGUGAAAUUAUCCAGGUUCUUCGAUCGAGUCAUCGAAAAGAAACUGCAAUCUCGUGAUAAUGGAUUUUAUGGAGGUGGCUCUGUCACAGAUCGACGCCGAUACAAUACUGCAGGUGCAACGCUAUAUAACAUAAAUAAUUAUUGAAAUAUUCAGAAGUUUUGAGUGUGCAUACAUUUUUAAAUAAAUUUGUAAACUAAAAAUAUUUUUUCAUGUAGAAUAUUCGCAGAAAAAUAAAAUUUAAAAAAUUAGACUGCUCAUAGUGAGAAUCAAA
Molecule: messenger RNA, 1055 nt
Organism: Stomoxys calcitrans (stable fly)
Lineage: Eukaryota; Metazoa; Arthropoda; Insecta; Diptera; Muscidae
Product: rab-like protein 3
Exons: 3
Coding region: 185-928 (247 amino acids)
Biological process (GO): intracellular protein transport
Cellular component (GO): endomembrane system
Molecular function (GO): GTPase activity
Source: RefSeq, a predicted model, not a curated record